Monopterus albus (swamp eel) is the source of this 4495-nucleotide messenger RNA. RefSeq names its product probable G-protein coupled receptor 21. The record is from RefSeq and is a predicted model, not a curated record. Gene Ontology annotation, molecular function: G protein-coupled receptor activity. The transcript has a single exon. Bases 774 to 1844 code for a protein of 356 amino acids. Lineage: Eukaryota; Metazoa; Chordata; Actinopteri; Synbranchiformes; Synbranchidae. Gene Ontology annotation, cellular component: membrane. Gene Ontology annotation, biological process: G protein-coupled receptor signaling pathway.
ACUGAACUCUGUCUCUCACACACAUUCAUGCAUACACACUCUGACUUCACACUCACACUGGAAGUCAGCCAGCUGCCUCACAUGAAGCUCGACAGAGCCGAGAUCCUGCUGACUUUAUCCAUCACCUUUGGAUGUUCGCCUGCUUUCACUCAGCUCUCUCUAGGACUCUUUCUGCUCGAGAUGCUCUGUGAGUCAACAGACCGUGGAUGACCCGAUGCUGAGUGUUUGGGCUGUCCUUAUUUUGUUUGGUGAAGCAGCUGUUACUGUUACUGCAUGCAGGAGUAUUAACAUCGGAGCUGCCCGCAAUUUUGGAAGUGUUUUUCUCUGCCUUGUCCUUUGCCGGCACUCGAAGAGUGGAAGUGGAUGUCUGUUUUUUUGGUGCCAGAGUAGAGUGCUUACCUUGGGAUCUGAAGUUGAGGGGGUUAUGAUAAACUGCUGUGAGGGUAGGACACUUUGCACUGCAGCAUCAGGCUGGCAUCUCUUGUUCUGCGUUGGGGAUUUUUUUGGCUCUUGAGGUUGCACACACACAUUUCACAGCCAGCAGCAGCAGAGUGUGGCUGCAUUUUGUGUGCACUGAUGGGUCUUUAAGGACGGGCUCCCUGCCUGCUGAGGGAGAAUAGAUGCAGAUUUAGGGAAAACAGGAGGCACUCUUUGUUUGUGGAGACGAAGACGGGGCAAACAACUUCAGCAGUGAUAAAGAGAGUUGAUCACAGAAUAAUGGCUGUGUUGAACUGAACCCACGCCCUCCUCUUCUCAUCCCCUCCCGUCUAAACAUGAACUCUUCCUCUGAUGCGAACCAAAGCGGCUCUCCCCUGUUCUGCCUGCUGGGUGCUGUGGGUUACUCCCAUAGCCUGGAUACCUGUGUACUGGAGGUGGCUGUCAUCCUCUUCCUCACUGUGCUCAUCAUUACUGGCAACCUGGUGGUGAUCUUUGUCUUCCAUUGUGCCCCGCUGCUGCAUCACCACACCACCAGCCACUUCAUCCAGACUAUGGCCUAUGCCGACCUGUUGGUGGGCGUCAGCUGCCUGGUCCCCUCACUGUCCCUCCUCCAUUACCUCCGAAGCCUGAGCGAGGAGCUAACCUGUAAGGUGUUUGGCUACAUGGUUUCUGUGCUGAAGAGUGUCUCCAUGGCCUCGCUGGCAUGCAUCAGUGUGGACCGCUACAUCGCCAUCACCCGCCCGCUGUCAUAUGGCACGCUGGUGACACCAUGCCGGCUGAGGGUGUGCAUUAUCCUCAUCUGGGUUUACUCUGCUUUGAUAUUCCUGCCUUCCUUCUUCGGGUGGGGGAAGCCGGGUUACCAUGGGGACAUAUUUCAGUGGUGCGCGGUCUCCUGGAAAACGAAGCCGGGGUUCAGCACCUUCAUUGUAGCGCUGCUCUAUGCACCAGCAGCACUCACCGUCUGCUUUACCUAUGGCAGUAUAUUCAGGAUCUGCCGGCAACACACGAGGGAGAUCUCCCAGCGCCAUGCUCGCUUCAGCGCGCAGAUGGAGGGUGAUAAAGGUGAACGUGGGGAGCGGUGUGAGGGCUGCCCAGACAAACACUAUGCCGUGGUGCUGUUCCGCAUCACCAGUGUCUUUUAUGUGCUAUGGAUGCCCUACAUCCUCUACUUCCUCCUGGAGAGCGCUGGGUUGUACCACCACAAUGUGGCGUCCUUCCUUACAACAUGGUUGGCAAUUAGCAACAGCUUCUGUAACUGUCUCAUCUACAGUCUCUCCAACAGCGUCUUCCGAAAAGGUCUCGGCCGCCUCUUUAGCCCAUUGAUUCCUUCCUGCCUCAGCUGCACAGGCGCCAAAAAGGUUCCGGCUCCUGUCGGCCCGCAUCCAGACCCUCGAUGCCAAGUAUAAACCCUGGAUUCAGUUUGGUCACUUUGGAGGUGUCCUCCUCCUGUGUGGGUUUUGCUCUCAGCUGCUUAACAUGACACAGGUGUUUCUGGUCCCACAGUGAAUAUGAUGAGGACCCCCUGCACGGAGCACGGAAAGGUGCCCGUGCAGACGCUGGUCAGCCGUCUCAAAGGCUGAUUUUGUGGAAAUCUGAAAUUUCCUCUGGGUCUUUCUCAAAUGCUCUUCUGUGGGGUGCUGCUAUUUGAUGGCUGCAAGCUGAUGACACAGAGUAAAGACAUUUGAAGAAAGUGGACUGCAGGAAGAAGAUUGAUGUGUGUCAGUUUGAAGGGUUUAAUGAGCGCUCUUGGCUGCACUGACUUACAAACACCCAGAUGCAAAAAAGGAAAGCACAGCGCGACCUUUGCUGUGUAAUCCCGUGAAAUGCAAAAAAUGUUUGAAGUUCUUCCGAGCCUGACUGAACAGUCAGCAAACCGUCUUCUUUCUUUCAGGUUGAAUUAGGUGUUGCAAAAAAUGUUGGACACUUGAAACAAGUACCGAUUUCUUUUCUUUAGGGAACUCCAGAUGCUAAUGACUUAAUGAUUGUGUGAAAAAUCAUUUGCUAAGUAAUCACCUGUGAUUCAGCCUUGUAUGAAUUAAAAAUGUGUAUCAAAUGGACUUUGAGCUCAUUUCACCAAGAGAAGACUGAGGUUUCUGUCUUUUAUCAGAAGGACUUUUUUCUUUCGAGGUGGGCAGCUCCAAGUAUGUUUACACAGCCUUGGGUUUCACAUGAAAAUUAGCUUUACUUUCUAAGGUGACUCCUGGGCUGAGAAGACUUCUUGCCAGUAGCGAAUGGUGCGUCCUCAUCAGAGACGACUUGUAUUUAUUUUAGGUUUAUCAGCACUUCUUUAAGUCUCUGGGCUGGUAAAUCACGUAGUGUCAUGAGAUAAUCACCCUCUGACUCGUGCAGUCGAGGUCAGUGUUGAUAGUGAAUCUGCAGUCUCGCGCUGCUUUGGUGCAGAGACUAACUUCAUUGUAAUGUGUAGCUUCACUGCUUGCUCGUGCAUCGUCUUAGCCCUCCAGCAGCUGCUAGCUGUUUGGAUCAGUGUAAAGUGGACAAACAGAGCUAUGGCUGCUCUUCACGAGCCCGACCUCAAAGUGAAGAGGGUCAAAGCACUUUACUGAGAACCAGUGAGAGGUUGUGGCUUUCUGGCUUUAUGUAAAUACACUGAAGUUUAAAUAUUUCAACGGUGGCUAACUGGGCCCCUUAGGGUUUUUUUUUGCCAUAUCUCUAGGAUUAUAAGUGAUUUUGUGAUAUGUGUUUAAAGAUGAUUUAUUUGUGACAGCCAGUAGGUCUGACAUGCUGCACUUGAGACUGAACCUGUUUUUUACGGUGCUGACAUGUUUCUUACUACGUAUACAGUUUGAAGAUUUAAGAUUUAACAGGUAGAGUUUGGUUUUAAAGUCACAGUGAAAUUUCUGAAAGCGUCUUGCUUCUGAAUGUCACAUGAUUGUGGUUUAAAAAAGGCAAAGGGAACAGAGAGAAACUGAAUGGGUAGUUUUCAGAAAGAUUGUGCUGUAACAGUGUGUGGCCAAAAGUGUUUGGACACUCUUUGUCUGGGCUUCAUGGUUUGGCCAGGCUGGUUCCAGUAAAAAUACAUCUUAAAUGGCAUUUUGAGAAGAUUAUUCCCCAAAUGUAAAAUGCAGUAACGGCAUAUUUGGUCAAAAUUUAAACAUGUUACCACUCCAAACGGUCCACAGUUUGUGUCCAUGAGUGUGGUAACCUCCUUGGUUUAUCUAAUGUUUACUCCAAUAAACACUGUUGUAAAUGCACCAGACAUAGCCAAGAUGCUAAUGAACCUGCUGCCCCAGUCAUCGAGAAGCAGCCAGCUAUAUUCAGCCAUGACAGACAAAACCAUGUUUUAUGUCAGUGUAAGUUUGAAAGCUGCAGUUGCUAUGAUGUUGCCAGUGUCUUGGCAUUUUUCCCAAGUAGACACAAAUGUGCAUUUUGACCCCAGGGAUUCAGAGGUCAGACUAAGAUCAGGGCUCAGGGAUUUUACUGGAGGACAUUUCCAGUCACACCAGCUGCUGCCAGGGAGAUCUAAACUCCCACAGACCCUGGUGCCCUCACCACGUUCUAUUUGUGUAACAUUUUCUAUGUAGCAGUAUGUGUACGUGCACUGUAUCUGCUAUGGAAAUGUAACUUCCUGCACAGUGUUCACUUGUUCGGUCCCUUCUUGAUUUGACGUGGACAGACUGUCUACAUGAUUUCUGGUUCAGUGUGGACCAGUGUAGCUGUCUCAUGAUGCUACUGAGAGCAAGUCACUGACUGAACUCCUUGUCUUAGUAUCUUACUGUUGUGUAACACAGAUGGUUUAUUAUGUGUUUUUAAUGAGGGCAUAGCUUUCCUGUUUGCUACGGUUCACAUCAGAAACCCUCCUGGCCUGCCUGUGGUCUUCUCCUGCCACUGUGGGGGCAAAAUGACGCACAUCUGUAAAGAUUUAUACAUUUAUAAGGAGCUUAAAACGGUGACGACCGUUUGAUAUGAAGUUACACAAUCAGUGCUUGAUAGAUUCCAGGAGCUGAAGCAUCAAAAGUCAUUUGUAGUUGUGCUUUAUUUUUCCUUGAUGCUGCUCAACGCUGGGAGUCAGUGCAAUACAAGUGUUUUAACCUCCAAA